Danio aesculapii is the source of this 3070-nucleotide messenger RNA. RefSeq names its product chemokine (C-C motif) receptor 7 (gene ccr7). The transcript is spliced from 3 exons. Gene Ontology annotation, cellular component: membrane. The record is from RefSeq and is a predicted model, not a curated record. Gene Ontology annotation, biological process: chemotaxis; immune response; G protein-coupled receptor signaling pathway. Bases 99 to 1214 code for a protein of 371 amino acids. Lineage: Eukaryota; Metazoa; Chordata; Actinopteri; Cypriniformes; Danionidae. Gene Ontology annotation, molecular function: chemokine (C-C motif) ligand 21 binding; C-C motif chemokine 19 receptor activity; chemokine (C-C motif) ligand 19 binding.
UUUUUGGCACAGCACAUACAGACACACACGAGCUCUCGUGUUCACUGAGCCGUGAACAGACCCCGGUGAGACGUUCAAUCAGAAAGUCAUCUGCAAACAUGCACGCGUAUACCGUGUUUUGUCCUGUGUUGCUGAUAUGGUCAUGCCACAUAAAGAAAAGUUGGUCCAACAUGACUGAAAGCCAAAUGGGUGAAAAGGCUACAACAGAGUAUGAUUAUUCCACAGAACCAGAUUAUGGCUUGUAUGAACAAAGUUGCAAUAAGACCAACAAUCGUACUUUCAGAGCCUGGUUCCUGCCCACCAUCUACACCAUCAUCUGCCUCCUGGCUCUCAUGGGGAACUUUCUGGUCAUCCUGACCUACCUUUACUUCAAGAGGCUGAAGACAAUGACAGAUGUUUACCUGUUCAAUCUGGCCAUGGCUGACCUGCUGUUUGCCAUUUCUCUCCCCUUCUGGGCAGCUAGUUUCAUGAGUACGUGGCAUUUGGGUUUGUAUCCAUGCAAAGCCAUGUUCACCAUCUACAAGGUCAGCUUCUUCAGUGGCAUGUUCCUCCUCACCUGCAUCAGUAUUGAUCGCUAUUUCUCCAUAACGAAGGCUGUUUCUGCUCAUCGCUGUCGCUCCAGCGCAGUCUACUAUGGUCAGGUGUCUUCUCUGGUCACCUGGGUGAUGGCGGUCGUCUUUUCUGUACCUGACAUAGUUUUCGCUGAAAUCAAUAGCAGGGGCACCUGUUCAGCAAAUGUCAACUAUCAGGACUACCAUGUUAAGAUGGUGAUAAGUCAGAUGGUCUUGGGUUUUAUCAUCCCAGCAGUCGUCAUGGGGUUCUGUUACUUCUGCAUCAUUAAAACCCUCAUGCAGGCCAAGAACUUUGAGAGAAAUAAAGCCUUCAAGGUAAUCAUUGCAGUGGUCGUUGUCUUCGUGUUCAGUCAGCUACCCUACAAUGUAGUCAUGGGAAUUUCUGCCCAGCAAACAACAGAUUGUGCCAAGGACAAUAUUCGUCUUUUUGCGAUGGAUGUGACCAUGGCUGUGGCCUUCUUGCGCUGCUGUGUGAACCCAUUCCUGUACGCCUUUAUUGGGGUUAAGUUUCGCAAUGAUCUCCUGAAGCUUUUGAAAGACCUGGGAUGUCUCAGAACGAGCCACUUAAUGUACACCCACUGCGGGAGACGAAGAUCUUCUGUCGGCCUGGACACAGAAACCACCACAACCUUUUCUCCAUGAAUACUCAAGAACAUAUUGCCAAAAACAAAAAGGUUACCGUUAUAUAGUAUAUCGCUUGAUAAGCUGCCUGUGGAGGACUAUGGUGACAUUUACUUGCGUUCUGAACAUGUUGCUAUUCUAAUGUUACAAGUAACUUAAAGUCUGGGUAAAGAGAAUUCUGUUUCAAAUCCCAUUUUAAAUGUUAAAAAUGUAUUGCUCAAAUACAUUACAAAGACUCUGAAGUAUGUAGUACUGAAUUGUGGGGUCAAACCAUGAAAAUAGCCAUUAAAUGGAAGUUAAGAUUGUCAUUUAUUUGUACAUCCACUUGAAAUGGUUUCUGAAAUGAGAAAAAAUGUAGGUCAGUGCAUGAUUUUGUCCUUUUGGAUGCUGCUAACAAAAUGGAGGAAGAUUUGAAUGCCACUUUGUAGUUUUAGAGGAUUACUGUCCACCAAAGUCACCUUCAGCACCUUCUGGUCCAGAAUGUUUUCAGAUGCCGGAUGAAAUUUUAUUGACAGAAUUGUAUGAUAAUCCUCUGAACCACUGCCUAACCCUAACCCCUAACCUAGUGAAGGAAGGACAAAAACGAGACCCGCACUGAAACCCCCGCCCUAAAGGACUGAUAGCCAUUCUUGCCAUAAAAAAAAAUUGUUGUCAUUAGUAUUUUAAUAAACUUUAAUAAGUAAAACUGUCUGAGAUGUGAACAAAAGCAAGUGAUGCAUCAAAGUUUGAUAAAAAAAAAUCGUAAAUAGUUAUAAAAAUCCUUAUAAUCAAGAAAAUAAUUUAUAAAAAUAAUUACUUUACAAAUCUUGAAUGAUAUUAAUAAUAUGACGUAGUUCCUGAAACUUUCUACUUCUGUUUAUCCGUCUGACUUUACAGUCAGUUCCUUUUUACCACCCCCUGUCGCUUUUAAGAAUAUCACAAUGGCGAAUGCGACAAUUGUAAAAGCCUUGUCUAUUUCGUGAGGUGUGCACGCAGUCAGCGGAGGUGCACGAUGCGGCGACAGGCAAAAGUACAAAUCCAGCUUUUAGUAGCUCCGCCUUAAAGGCAUUCCAUGUGACCAGAAGUGAAGAAAAGUUGUUUUGAGGGGGGAGGGAGGGUUAUGGUAUUUGUUUAAAGAUUAUGAGGGCAAAUCAAUUUUUAAUAGGUAAUAAAGUGCACAGAUUUAUAACAAGCACUACUAUAUACAUAUGAAAAUAAGAAGAGUACAUUUUGAUUUUAAGCCGACUUUAAAGGGCACCUAUUUUACACAUUUUUCAAGAUUUGCCUCGGUUGCAUUAGAUAACCAGAACAAUGACAGACAUGAAGGAAGCAGAUCUCUUGAGCGUCUUUGAGAAAUGCUACAGUAAGAACUUUCCCAAUGAUUAUUUGACGUAUGUGUUGUGGAGUUAAUUCAAGCCUUUCUGCGACGAUGAGUCACACACAAUGUCGUUACAAAGUUCAUGCACACACAGACACAGUGCGUGCUUAACUUUGCAUGGUCUUUGCCCGGCAAAUGUGACAGGAUACACGUUAAUAUCCACUGCUGUAUGCAUAUCCAUUAUGUUAAUGUACAAAAUAAACACGAUUUAACCUCCACAACCCGGGAUUAAAGCAUCGUCUUUUAUAAUUGUACUGGUGCGCAGCUGUGGUGAUGAAGUAGAUGGUAAAAUCACUGUAAUUCAUUACACACAUGCACUGUUUUUAUAAAACGUUUUAAACUUGUAAAACUCACUCUUGAUCACAUUUGAUGAUGAUUGAUGAUCACAGAGAGCUGAACAGAUCUUUUAUCCCAGUUGCUUUGCACACAUCCUGUCUUAUUGAUAUGAUUAUACGUGUUACUACAGAGACAUGUUAAUAUAAGUCUGUCAGUCAAUUCGGUGGGCGAGGAAACCACACUC